Formica exsecta is the source of this 1919-nucleotide messenger RNA. RefSeq names its product odorant receptor 49b-like. Lineage: Eukaryota; Metazoa; Arthropoda; Insecta; Hymenoptera; Formicidae. Gene Ontology annotation, molecular function: odorant binding; olfactory receptor activity. Gene Ontology annotation, cellular component: plasma membrane. The transcript has 7 exons. The coding region runs from base 659 to 1864 and encodes 401 amino acids. Gene Ontology annotation, biological process: sensory perception of smell; detection of chemical stimulus involved in sensory perception of smell. The record is from RefSeq and is a predicted model, not a curated record.
AAUAACGAAUAAAAACUAAUAAUUGUAUCCAUUACGGCAGAAAUAAUGUUUCAUAUUUUACUUCAAUAUACUUGCUAUUAUUCUAAGAAAUCUGUUAUUAUAGUAAUGAUACGAACCUAGGAAUUUCUUUACAUUACUGCAGAAAAAAUUAUUUUUCUAAUGAUAACUACUUUCUGCAGUGUAAAAUUAAUAAGUAUCUCUAGAGAGAGCUUAACUACAUUUUGCAGCAUUUAUUAGGGUAAGUCAAAAUUUAAUAUUCAUCGCAUAAAAAAGUUUUGCCGCUACAUAACAUGCAAAUACAUAAUUAACUCAAUACAAUACGAUCAUUAUCUCUCGUUGCAAAAUGUACGCACGUUUAGAAAAACGCUACAAAGUACAAAAAAAUUUUUAAGACAAGUUUGAUGAUAUAUAGCGACACAAUACACUAUUAAAAACCACAUGUACGUAACUAUUCUUAUGCCCAUAAAGUUACGAAGCAGGCAAAAAAUUGCCUAAGCCACUGGAAGUAGCAUCUUUAAUAUUUAAUGCAUUCUUCGACGAAGCAGUCAGGUUAUUGUACCCGCUGCACGAGCACGCGUGAUAGUCGUCUCAUUAUAGUAUUGGAUGGAAUAAACACGACGAUCAACACCUCCUUAAUAUAAUUGCGUUAGACUUUGAUAUGGACAUAUCAAAAUCUUCAGGUUACAGAGAUUUUGAAUGGGCGAUUGAACUAAACCGUCUGACUUUAAAUUGGAUCGGCUUAUGGCCAAAAACCAAGGAAUUAACUGUGAAAAAAUUCGGGCCUGACAUUCGCGUGGGCUUUGCUUUCAUUAUGAUAACAUUUUUCUUUCUAAUUCCUCUUCUUUAUGCGCUCACGCGAGUUUGGGGCGAUAUGAUACUUAUGAUAGACAAUUUACGAGUUACAUUACCUAUGCUGUCGGUUUUAUUAAAACUUGUUAUCAUGCGAUGGAAACAAUCAAUUGUCUUAUCGAUCAUAAACAUGAUUAGAGAAGAUUGGACGAUGUUGAAGCUAGACGCAGAAAGAGAUGUAAUGAUAAAGCGUAUGAGGACCGCUCGACUGAUUGUAAUUUGUGCAUACGUUUUGACGACAUUCGCGACAAUUAUGAUUACCAUUUUACCUUAUUUUGGUUUACCGUUCAGACGUCUCACAAAUCUCACGGAUCGAGAUAAACCGUUACCAUUCCAGACAUAUUAUUUCUACGAUACAGAUAAGAACCCGCAGUUCGAGUUAACAUAUCUUACUCAAAUCAUAGCGAUGUUUUUGGUCUUGAUAAUUUAUACGUCAGUAGAUACUUUUCUUGGAUUCGUAAUUCUUCAUAUCUGCGGUCAAUUAGAAAACUUCAGACACCGAUUAGUCAAUUUGGUCAUUGGCAAAAAGUUUAACAAAGCAUUGAGAAACAACGUAGCGACUCAUUUACGACUUAUCAGGUAUGUCAAUAACGCUGAAGAUAUAUUCACUUUAAUAACGCUCGGAUCGAUAAUAUAUUUUAGCAUUAUAUUUUGUCUAUCUGGAUUUGCGUUGCUUGUUGUGAUUAAUAAUGAGAAAAUAAAUGUCACGAAUUUCGCACAGAUAUGCUACAUGAUAAUAGUUAUCAUUAUUGUUUUUAUGCAAAUGUUUUUCUAUUGCUAUGCUGGAGAGCUAAUAACAGAACAAUGGAAAGCAGUAUACCAUGCUGUGUACGAUCGUGAGUGGUACAAAUGGGACUCAAAACAAGCGAAAAAUCUUAUUCCAUUAAUGAUGCGAGUUCAGCAACCUUGCGGUAUCACAGCAGGAAAGAUUGUUCCAUUAACGAUGACUACUUUUUGCAGCGUAUUAAAAACGUCAGCUGGUUAUAUAUCUUUUUUAUGGGCAAUACUAGAUUAAGCUAAAGGAAUUAAGCUAGUAUUACAUAGUAAUAAUACAUUAGAAUACAUAUAGU